AUGGCCUGGAAACCCAGAGUUAAAGAUGCCUCACCCCAGCAAGCAGUGAGUUUCGAUGAUGUGCAUGUGGACUUCACUGAGGAAGAGUGGAAUUUGCUGGAUCCUUCCCAGAAGAAUCUCUACAAAGAUGUGAUGCUUGAGACCUACUGGAACCUCACUGCUAUAGGCUAUAAUUUGGAAGUCCAUCAUCCUAAAGAACAACAUCAAACUUCUAGAAGUCAUGAAAGGCUUGAAAAAAGUCAUACUGGACAGAAACCUUGUGAAUGUAUCCAAUGUGGUAAAGCCUUUUCAUGGUACACUAAUCUACAAAGACAUAAAAGAACACAUACUGGACAGAAACCACAUGAAUGUAAUCAAUGUGGUAAAGCCUUUUCAAGUCACAGUAAUCUCCAAUAUCCUAAGAGAACACAUACAGGAGAGAAACCUUAUGAAUGUAAUCAAUGUGCUAAAGCCUUUUCAUUUCACAGUAGUCUCCAAACACAUAAAAGAACACAUACUGGAGAGAAACCUUAUGAAUGCAAUCAAUGUGGUAAAGCCUUUACACAACAAAGUCAUCUCCAAAUCCAUGAAAGAACACAUACUGGAGAGAAACCCCAUGAAUGUAAUCAAUGUGGUAAAGCCUUUUCCUGUCACAGUGGUCUCCAAUGUCAUAAGAGAACACAUACAGGAGAGAAACCUUAUGAAUGUAAUCAAUGUGUUAAAGCCUUUUCAUGUCACAGUAAUCUCCAAAUACAUAAAAGAACACAUACAGGAGAGAAACCUUAUGAAUGUAAUCAAUGUGGUAAAGCCUUUACACAGCAAAGUCAUCUCCAAAUCCAUGAAAGAACACAUACUGGAGAGAAACCCCAUGAAUGUAAUCACUGUGGUAAAGCCUUUUCAAGUCACAGUAAUCUCCAAAUGCAUAAAAGAACACAUACAGGAGAGAAACCUUAUGAAUGUAAUCAAUGUGAUAAAGCCUUUUCAAGUCACAGCAAUCUCCAAAUGCAUAAAAGAACACACACAGGAGAGAAACCUUAUGAAUGUAAUCAAUGUGGUAAAGCCUUUUCAUGGCACAGUAGUCUCCAAAGACAUAAAAGAACACAUACUGGAGAGAAACCUUAUGAAUGUGAUCGAUGUGGUAAAGCCUUUUCAUGUCACAGUAGUCUCAAUUGUCAUAUGAGAACACAUACUGGAGAGAGAUCUCAUGAAUGUAAUCAAUGUGAUAAAUCCUUUACAAGUCACAGUCAUCUCCAAAGACAUAAAAGAACACAUACUGGAGAGAAACCUUAUCAAUGUAAUCAAUGUGGUAAAGGCUUUACACAACAAGGUCAUCUCCAAUAUCAUAAAAGAAUUCAUACCAGAGAGAAACCUUAUGAAUGUGAUCAAUGUGGUAAAGACUUUUCACAACUUUAUCAUCUUCAUUACUAUAAAAGAACAGGUACAGGAGAGAAACCUGUGCAGAUUGACUUGACUGGAGAGCCAAGAGACUGUUCCUGGAGACCUCUGCUGCCGCUGCCGCCACCACCGCUGAAAUUGGGAGGCACACCGCUGUCCCGGUGGCAUCAGAGGGCUCCUUCUGACGUCACAGACCGCGCGACGCAAUCUGAUCGACCGCCGGGCCGCUGCAGACCCGGGAGAUGA
Molecule: messenger RNA, 1620 nt
Organism: Arvicanthis niloticus (Nile rat)
Lineage: Eukaryota; Metazoa; Chordata; Mammalia; Rodentia; Muridae
Source: RefSeq, a predicted model, not a curated record